GGGACACAAUGUAGCGAGGGCGGCGGGCCGCGUUACAAUGUAGCGAGGGCGGCGGCGGUCAGGUGGGAUGCUAUGGAAUAUGAUGAGAAGUUGGCCCGGUUCCGGCAGGCCCACCUCAACCCCUUCAACAAACAGACUGAGCCGAGGCAGCAUGAGCAGGAGCCUGGUGAGGAGGCCCUGGACCUUGCUCCUAAAGCCUUUCCCACAGAUGCUCUGCCUGAGCUGCCUGCUGGGGAGCCUGAGUUCUGCUGCAUGGAGCGUGUGAUGGAUCUCGGCCUGUCUGAGGACCACUUCUCCCGCCCUGUGGGUCUGUUCCUGGCCUCUGACAUCCCACAGCUGCAGCAGGCAAUCGAGGAGUGCAAGCGGGUCAUUCUGGAGCUGCCUGAGCAGUCGGAAAAGCAGAAAGAUGCUGUGGUGAGGCUCAUCCAUCUCCGACUGAAGCUGCAGGAGCUUAAGGACCCCAAUGAGGAUGAGCCCCAUCUCCGCAUCCUCCUGGAUCAUCGCUUCUAUAAGGAGAAGAGCAAGAGUGUCAAGCAGACCUGUGAUAAGUGCAACACCCUCAUCUGGGGGCUCAUCCAGACCUGGUACACCUGCACAGGGUGCGGUUACCGCUGCCACAGCAAGUGCUUGAGCCUCAUCUCCAAGCCCUGUGUGAGCUCCAGAGUCAGCCACCAAGCCGAGUAUGAGCUGAACAUCUGUCCAGAGACAGGACUGGACAGCCAGGAUUACCGCUGUGCAGAUUGCCGGGCACCCAUCUCUCUGCGUGGUGUGCCCAGUGAGGCGAGGCAAUGUGACUACACCGGCCAGUACUACUGCAGCCACUGCCACUGGAACGACCUGGCUGUCAUCCCUGCACGAGUUGUGCAUAACUGGGACUUUGAGCCUCGCAAGGUGUCACGCUGCAGCAUGCGCUACCUGGCACUGAUGGUGUCUCGACCAGUGCUCAGGCUGCGGGAGAUCAACCCUCUGCUGUUCAACUAUGUGGAGGAGCUAGUAGAGAUCCGGAAACUGCGCCAGGACAUCCUGCUCAUGAAGCCAUACUUCAUCACUUGCAAGGAGGCCAUGGAGGCACGUCUGCUGCUGCAGCUUCAGGACCGGCAGCACUUUGUGGAGAACGAUGAGAUGUACUCAGUCCAAGACCUCCUGGAUGUGCGCUUGGGCCGGCUGGGCUGCUCCCUCACUGAGAUCCACACGCUAUUUGCCAAGCAUAUCAAGCUGGACUGUGAGCGAUGCCAGGCCAAAGGCUUCGUGUGUGAGCUCUGCAGGGAGGGCGACGUGCUCUUUCCAUUUGACAGCCACACAUCUGUGUGCACUGACUGUUCAGCUGUCUUCCACAGGGACUGCUAUUAUGACAACUCCACUACCUGCCCCAAAUGUGCCCGGCUCAGCCUGCGGAAACAGUCACUCUUCCAGGAGUCUGGCCCAGGUGUGGACGCCUAAGGCUGAGGGAGGACGGCCUGCACCAACUCCACUGACAUUGCCAGAGUUGUUUGUCCUGCUCUGGAGACCCCUGGGGUGCAGCCCCUGGUCCUCUCCACCCCUGUGGGGCCGGGGGUAGUGAGCAGGACCAUCAUCCCUCAGGUGUUUGGUGGGACUUGGGGUGGCCACACCUGGCUGUUACCUGGGGUGCUGCCAUGAGGGGUCCUCUUCCCCCACUGCAGCACUCUGUGGAGAGAGGGAGGACUAAUUACCUCCCCCAUGGCACAGAGCCCUCCACUCCCCUGGGCCAAGUUUUCUGGGCUGGACCAUGAUGCCAUGGACCCUGUCCCAGUCACCCUGGAAACUUGUCAAGUCUCCGGAGAGCUUUAGAGCAGAGGUCCCCAGGACCUAACAACUCCUUGUGUAUCUCAGCUCUGCCUGCAGAGGAUGGUUUGGGUUCUGGCCUCUAGCCAAUCAUCUCUAGGGAAGCCUCUCUGGUGGACUUGCCCCUGUCCUGGCCUCCUGAAGUUCUUCUGAGUCCUCCCUAGGCUGUCAAUCUAGCGGGGUUAACUUUUUUCUGUACAACAGGGAGGGAAGGGGACCAUGGCCCAGCCUACCCUAUUCUGGUUCUUCAAACUGGAAGGCUGGGGGCCCAGCCUGGGGAGGAUGUCCCAGCCUCCAGGACUGGAACAGGGACAGCACUUCAGGGCAGGUCCAGGGUAGGUUAUAAUUGACCUGCGUGCCAUUUCUUGGGACCAAAUUUGCCUCUGAGGAGUGCCAUCCUGCUGCCUGUAGAGGGCUCUGGCUGGCUUGGAGAUGACCGGCCAGCAACCUCUUGUUUGUGGUCCUGAGGUCAAGAACUGCGAGUAUUUGCUUAAGGGAGCCUGGGCAUGAGCCUAGAGCCCAUCUGGAAAGAUUAGGGAGUGGGUGUGGGAGGCCCCUCGUCCAUGUGACAAAGGGCCCUUGACAGCAGACAAGCCUUAUAGCUCUUCAUGGGGGAAGGGCAUACUGGACCUCUGUGUUUGCACUUUAUAGAUCCUGCAGUUGAGAGGGGCUGUAGGAGAGAAUGUUUCAGGACACAGCUUCCUGAUCUUUCACCCCUGGGAAGCAGGGGCUACUUGCUUCUGCCUUCCUCUUCUCCCUGGACUGUGUGCAUAUGGUUGGCACAUGUGGGCAGAGGGUGGGUACUGUAGCUGCUGGGAUAACUGGGAAGCCCAAGAGAUGCCUUGGUCAGGAGAAAGGGCAGCCUGGCCCAAUGGCUCACUGAGGGGUGGACAAAACAGUAUUGCCUCCUCUUUGCUCCUCCCUCUGUGCCAUCAGGAAAGGGAUGGUGGUGUUUUCCUCCACAUGGGGCUGUAGGCACAGCUCUGUCUGUCCUGUGUCAGUUUCCCUGCAUGAGAGGUAGGGUACUGGUGUGGACCUGCCUCAGGGUGGGAUGGGGAGAAGGGAGCUGAACCCUCUAAAGAGAGAGCUGUGAAAUCAGGUCAAUGGCAGGUCCCUCUCCUGCUUUCUCUUCUUUGGGGUGAAGGGUGGGUAAAGGCCAAAUGCCCUUUUCCUACAUCCUUAAAUCUGCACAUUUGUCACAACUGCAUCACAUUUCUGUCAUAAAUAGUGGCUAUUCCUGAAUCUCUUGUGUGAUCAGCCUAACACUCCAUGUACAUGUCACUGUGUCCAUAGAGCAUGCAGGCAUUUGUUGGACAAAGGGUUGCACCCUUUUUAACCUUCUCAACAUCUCUUCCUCACCUGCCCCUGUGGACGAUAAAGUCUUUAAACAGAAUCAUAUGUGGGUGUUUCUACAAGCCCACAGCACAACAGAGAGGACUGGUUGGCAUAGCCAGCUCUUACAGAAGAGCACAUGGAAGGGUGGUGUUUUGCCUGGGACCAGGCUGGCCUGAGGGAUGCCCAGUUGUAACAAUGCUGCUAUCACUGUCUCAUUAAAUUUGUGUCCUCUAGACUCUGGUGUGUGUGGUAAAUUGGAGACAAAGCUGAGAGUUCUUUUUUUUUUUUUUAUGAGACAGAGCCUCACUAUGUCACCUUCAGUAGAGUGCCAUAACAUCAUAGCUUACAGCAACCUCAAACUCUUGGGCUUAAGCGAUUCUCUUGCCUCAUCCUCCCAAGUAGCUGGAACUACAGGUGCCUGCCACAACGCCUGGCUAUUUUUUGUUGCAGUUGUCAUUGUUAGCUGGCCCGAGCUGGGUUCAAACCCGCCAGCCUCAGUGUGUGUGGCCAGUGGAGCUGAGGUUGAACUUAUUUUCAUGUUUCAGGGUCUUUUUUAUUUAUGAUUAUGUCUUUUGCCCGUUUUUCUAUUGGAUUUUUGGUAUUUUUUCUUCAAGAGUUCUUCACAUAUCAGGGAUAUUAUAUAUAUAUAUAUUAUAUCUGUGAAAUAUAUUGCAAAUAUUUUCUUUCAGUUUGUGAAUUCAUUUUUGAUUUUGUGGAGUUUUCUUUCCUUUGUAGAGUUUUGUUUAUGUUUUUAUAUGGUCAUGUUGAUUAAUAUUUUCUUGUAUUUCAUCCGUAAUUUGAGUCCUGUAAGUCCUUUCUACACCCAGGUUAAAGAGGCAUUGGCAUAAGUGUUUUUGCAGGACUUGCAUGCUUUCAUUUUUACAUUUAGAUUCCUAAUCCCUUUAUUCUUUCUUUUCUUUUUUAGACAGUCUCAUUUUGUUACCCUCAGUAGAUUACCGUAGCAUCAUAGCUCACAGCAACCUCAAACUCCUGGGCUAAAGUGAUCCUCUUGCCUCAGACCCUCUCUCACCCCACUGAGUAGCUGGGACUAUAGGUGCCCGCCACAACACCUGGCUAUUUUUAGAGAUGAGGUCUCACUCUGGCUCAGGCUGGUCUCGAACCUGUGAGCUCAGGCAAUACACCCACCUCAGCUUCCCAGGUUGCUAGGAUUACAGGCGUGAGUCACCAUGCCCGGCCUUGGAGUUUAUUCUUAUGCAGGCUGUGAAAUAUGGAUCUAAUUUUAUGUUUUUCUAGAUUGUUAACCAGUUGUCCUGCACCAUUAAUAAAAAAGUCUAUCUGCAUCUAUUUCUGGACUUUUAUUCUAUUCCACGGGUCUAUUUUAUUCUGCCUCAUAGAUCUGACUACUACAUUGCUUUAAUUACAGAAGCUUUUAUGGUAUGUUUUAAUGUCUGGAGGGGCUAGUCUCCCCUUUGCAAAUUUUCAUUUUUUAUUAUUUAUUUGUUUUUAGACAGAGCCUUAAGCUGUCACCCUGGGUAGACUGCUGUGGCAUCACAGCUCACAGCAACCUCCAACUCCUGGACUUAAGUGAUUCUCUUGCCUUAGCCUCCCAAGUAGCUGGGACUACAGGUGCCCGCCACAACGUCCGGCUAUUUUUUGGUUAUAGUUGUCGUUGUUGUUUGGCAGGCCUGGGCUGGAUUCAAACCUGCCAGCUCUGGUGUAUGUGGCUGGCGCCUUAGCUGCUUGAGCUACAGGCGCCAAGUUCAAAUUUUCAUUUCUUAAGAAGUAUUUUCUUGGCUGUUCUUUUUUUUUAAUUUUUUUAUUGUUGCAGUUUGGCCGGGGUUGGGUUUGAACUCACCACUCUCAGUACAUAGGGCCAGCACCCUACUCACUGAGCCACAGGCACCACCCUUUCUUGGCUAUUCUUGUAUGUAUUUUUUUUUUUUAGAGACAGAGUCUCACUUUAUCACCCUUGGUAGAGUGCCGUGGUGUCACAGCUCACAGCAACUUCCAACUCCUGGGCUUAGGCGAUUCUCUUGCCUCAGCCUCCCAAGUAGCUGGUAUUACAGGCGCCUGCCACAAUACCUGGCUAUUUUUUGUUGCAGUUUGGCCAGGGCCAGGUUCGAACCCUCCACCCUUGGUAUUUGGGGCUGGCGCCCUACUCACUGAGCCACAGGCGCUGCCCAAUAAGCAUUUUUUUCAUGGUGCUUCUGAUUUACUUUUGGUUACAUAAACUGAAAAAUGAGCUAAGAUAGUUGCUCUGAGUGCUGUUCAUUGCAUCGAUUGCUCUAGAAACUUUUCUUUUUUGAGACAGAGUCUCAUUAUGUUGCCCCCCGGUAGAGUGCCAUGGCAAUACUUUUUUUUUUUUUUUUUGAGAUAGUCUCAAGCUGUCUCCCUGGGUAGAGUGCCGUAGCGUCAUAGCUCACAGCAAAUCCAACUCUUGGGCUCAAGUGAUACACUUGUCUCAGUUGUUCUAUUUUAGUAGAAACGGGGGCUUUUGCUCAGGCUGGUCUCAAACUCGUGUGCUCAAGCAAUCCACCCGCCUCGG
This is a messenger RNA of Nycticebus coucang (slow loris), 5644 nucleotides long. It is a transcript of the gene DEF8, whose product is annotated as differentially expressed in FDCP 8 homolog. NCBI's taxonomy places the organism in Eukaryota, Metazoa, Chordata, Mammalia, Primates, Lorisidae. The transcript has 12 exons. The coding region runs from base 73 to 1440 and encodes 455 amino acids. The record is from RefSeq and is a predicted model, not a curated record.